AUGUCUAAAUCAAUAUCUAUAUAUUUCCCCUAUUUCUGUUUAUCUUUUUCUCUCGCGUACUCACACACUUUCUUUAUAUAUAUAUAUAUAUCGAACAUUUGCUUCUCGCUUUGUCUAUCUAUCUAUCUAUCUAUCUAUCUAUCUAUCUAUCUCUUUCUUCAAACGCAUCAUCUCAACAUUUUCUUUUCUUUCUUGUCAAUGACACCUUUCUCUCUCUCUUUUCCUCUAUUCCCCUCUCUCUUCUUUUCUCUCUUUUCCUCUUUCUCCAUUCCACUCUAUCUAUCUCUCUCUCUUCCCCUCUCUCUUUCUCUCUCUACUUCUAUCCCUCUCUUCCUCUCUUUCUUUCUCUCUUCCUCUUUUUAUCAGUUCUCUCUCUCUACCUUUCUCUCUCUCUUCCCCUCUCUCUCACUCUCUCAAUGUCUUUUACUUGAAUAUCUACCUUUCAUUUUUUUUUCUCUCUUCCCCUUUCUUCGAAUGCAUCCUAUUUACUAUUUUACUCUCUCUCUCUCUCUCUCUCUCUCUCUCUCUCUCUCUCAAAUUACUCAAUUUUUUUUUAACUGA
Acanthosepion pharaonis is the source of this 561-nucleotide messenger RNA. NCBI's taxonomy places the organism in Eukaryota, Metazoa, Mollusca, Cephalopoda, Sepiida, Sepiidae. The record is from the annotation of a GenBank genome assembly.